AUGGAUACACCACCCAGCGAGAAGUUGUCUGGCACGACUUCCCGAGUCCGGAUCGCAGACGAUGAUCGGGACUGGGACCCAAAGAUUGACGCGGAGGCAAGUGGGCUGGAGGCUACCCCAGGUCACGCAGUGUCACGGUUCGAUGACCCGGUUCCGUCCGGACGUCGUCUGAGUCCUGUGGAAGACCUGAAGAGGCGCCUCUCAGAAUGGGGUGAGUCUAGUGUCCAUCGAGGUCUUGAUGAGGAAGAGGAAGGAUCAGAAUACGAACUUCUCUUAGAUCCCAACCUACCGGAUGAAUACAGCAGUCGGCUACAGAGCUUCGACCGCGAUUCGGCCAGCUUCGACGACGAGGUGGCGUUAAAGCGCACGGAAGAAGGAGAGGACUCACCGUACCCCGAGGUUCGAGCAGCCGUCCGCAACUAUGACGAAGACGUGCCUUGUAAUACUGUGAGGGCUUGGACGAUUGGCUUGGUGCUUGUCUGCGUCGGUGCUUCUAUGAACACUCUGUUCUCUCUUCGAUCCCCUUCGAUUGGUCUUGGUGCUUUGAUUGCUCAGAUCAUCGCGUGGCCAAUAGGACAUGGGUGGGCUAGGAUUAUGCCAAAGAGGAGGUUCAACUUCUUCGGUUUGAGAUGGUCGCUAAACCCAGGGCCCUUCAACAUCAAGGAGCAUUCCAUCAUCGUAGUGAUGGCCAGCGUGUCCUUCUCGGUGGCAUAUGCUACUGACAUCAUACUCGCCCAGAAGGUUUUUUACAAGCAGGAUUUUGGUAUCCCAUUUCAGCUCAUGUUGACAAUAUCAACUCAGUCACUUGGAUAUGGAAUUGCUGGCAUAAUGAGGAAGUUUCUCGGUAAGAUACGUUACCUCAAAGUGUCGACACUCGACUAA
Messenger RNA from Phaeoacremonium minimum UCRPA7, 882 nucleotides. Its product is annotated as putative opt family small oligopeptide transporter protein. The record is from RefSeq and is a predicted model, not a curated record. The transcript has a single exon. Gene Ontology annotation, biological process: transmembrane transport. Gene Ontology annotation, molecular function: oligopeptide transmembrane transporter activity. The coding region runs from base 1 to 882 and encodes 293 amino acids. Lineage: Eukaryota; Fungi; Ascomycota; Sordariomycetes; Togniniales; Togniniaceae.